Messenger RNA from Trematosphaeria pertusa, 1749 nucleotides. RefSeq lists its product as uncharacterized. The transcript has 2 exons. NCBI's taxonomy places the organism in Eukaryota, Fungi, Ascomycota, Dothideomycetes, Pleosporales, Trematosphaeriaceae. Bases 1 to 1749 code for a protein of 582 amino acids. The record is from RefSeq and is a predicted model, not a curated record.
AUGCAAUCCGGCAAAGCCAGAAAUCCCUCUCAAACUCCCGAUGGCAAAGCAUCAACAGCGUCCUUGUCACAAGACACGAAACAUGAACGGCGUUCUCUCGGCCGGGCCUCAAACAUCACACGUUUCGAAGGGCAAGAUAUCAGUGCAGCAACCUUGGGCACUCAUAAAGACAGUCUCAAAGCCCCGAACAUCAGCAAGCUCAUCCAGUCACUCUCCUUACAGCGCACUGUCGCCCCGGGGACCUCAAAUUCAGCACAGCAGAACAGGAACACCGAGUCGUCUCGUCCUACAAAGGAGACCCAGCAGUCACAUGGGAACGCGCCCAGGAAAAGAUGUCAAGGCGCCGAAAAGGAUCUCAAUGACGGUGGAGAUGACUCAGGCGACGAUGAAGACGAUCCACGAAAGAAGAAGAAACCCAAAGUUGCGGAUGACCCAAUGCUGCGCAGGAGACUUAGAUGUCCGUUCUACCUCUGGGAUCCUAAGAAAUACGGCCAUCUCCAAGCAUGUAGCAGCGGCAUGGGCUUCGAAGACAUGAGUAGACUGAAGUUCCACCUGAAGAGAGUCCACACCCAGCCAUUACGGUGCCCCUGUUGCCAGGCCGAAAUGAAGUCUAGAUCAUUAUUGAAAGAGCAUCUACGCAGCAGCGAAAGGUGUGAGGUGCUUCCGGAGCCGGAUGAUGAUCGGAUCAGCCAGGAGCAGUGGGAGCGUAUUGACUCUGCGAAAGAGUAUGCGACGAGUUCCAAAAGCGUGGAAGAGAAGUAUACGCAGUUGUAUCAGGCUUUGUUCGGAACCGCCGUCGACUUGCCUUCUCCGUACGAACGGUCAUUCAUCAUGUCCGAACUGGAACGCUUACUCGUAUGCGCGCUGGAGGAGGUAUUUUCGCAAGAAUUUGCUUCCAUCAUGCCGAGGAUUAAAGAGAAAAUUCCCGAGGUCAUUAGGAUUUGCAAAGCCAAGUUGCGUGACCAUACGCACGAGGGCUCCUCUUUGGAGAUGGCGGCGUCAAUGAGCUCGGUCGAACAAGAGACAGGGUUGUUCUCGAACGAGAAACUAGGUCGGGCUGGCGAUGCUGUCGACAGGUCUCUCAGUGGUCAUCUAACUCCCACUCAGGAGAAUGGCAUUUCCAGCGGUUACGUUUCAAAUCUGCAUUUCGAUAGAUCAAUGCGCCACCCCAGAGUCACCUAUCCCCAUAAUGGGAAUAGCGGACUUUCCAACCUGCCUAUCGCACAGCAACCUGUACUCGAAUACCCCGGCCCCACGCUAGCUAACGGUCUUCACCGCGGAGGGUUCGACAACCCUUUCUCAGAUUCACACCAAAUGCCAAGGAACUACAAUCAGGGUAGCACUACGGAGCACUUCCCCUUCCAGCUCCAAUCGACGCCCCUUCACCUCAGUCAAACUUCGAGCCACUCUGUAUCCACAUCGGACCACUCGUCACUGCAGACUUUCGAGCCGAAUUCACUGGACACCGAGCUGACGCCGGAGAGCUCCCGGACAUCUGUCCUAGAGAUGACUGAUAAAGGAGGCGAGCGAGCCCAUGCCAGGGGUUUCUUCUGUGACGCAAUGGAGCAGGGCGCUGCUUUGCCGGUCCUGGCGGGACUAGGGAGCGAUAAUAGAGAACGCCAAACAUCGGAUACGGAUGGCCUGGAUGGCUAUUUUGCUUUUCCAGAUGGAUUGGAUACUGCUCUUGCUGAUGCUUUCUUGGCCGACUCUGAGACGCUAGCCAUGGACUAUAACUGGAAUGGGGGGUAA